Messenger RNA from Dictyostelium discoideum AX4, 1854 nucleotides. RefSeq lists its product as hypothetical. The transcript has 2 exons. The coding region runs from base 1 to 1854 and encodes 617 amino acids. The record is from RefSeq and is a predicted model, not a curated record. Gene Ontology annotation, molecular function: ATP-dependent protein folding chaperone; ATP binding; ATP hydrolysis activity. NCBI's taxonomy places the organism in Eukaryota, Evosea, Eumycetozoa, Dictyosteliales, Dictyosteliaceae. Gene Ontology annotation, biological process: protein folding.
AUGUCAAAUCAUGAUAAUAAUAAUAAUACCACCUCAGUGAAUAACAAUGGUAAUAGUAUAAAAACAAUUAAAGAGAAUAUUCAAGCAUGUAUGGAGAUAUAUUAUCAUUUAAAGAGUACAUUGGGACCUUUUGGUAGAGAUAAAUUAAUAGUUGACAAGAAUAAUAAUUAUCUAUCAACCAAUGACGGAGCAACAAUAUUACAAUAUUUAAAAAUUACACACCCAGCACCAAGAUUAUUAAUUGGUAUUGCAAAAUCACAAGAUGAAACAGUUGGUGAUGGUACCACAAGUGUAGUUUUAUUAACAUGUAUUUUAUUACAAAAUGCUUUAAAAUUUAUAUUAUUAUCAAUUCAUCCAAUUAUAUUUAUCAAGGGUUAUCAAAUUUCAUUAGAUUUUUGUUUAAAUGUAAUUAAUGAAAUUAAAAUAUCACCAAUAAAAGAUAAUAAAAAUAAUGAAGAGAUUUUAAAAAAAGAGGAAAUAUUUGAAAAUGAAGAAUUUUUAAAACAUUUAUAUUCAGUUGCAUCUACAUCAAUAUCAUCUAAAAUUUUAGCAAGAUAUAGUGAUCAUUUUUCAAAGAUUGGCGUUGAAGCAGUUAAAAGAUUAAAAUUCAAUGAAACACAAGAUUUAAUUAGAGUUAUUGGUAUCACUGGAAAUUCAAUGUUAGAAUCACAAUUAAUAGAUGGAAUAUUAUUAGAAAUUGAUAGAAAUCAAUUAACCACUUUUAAAAUUGAUCAACAACAACAACAAAGCAACAACAACAACAACAACAAUAAAGAAAAUGAAAAAAUUAAAUCAAUUUUAAAGAAUCCAUCAAUUAUUAUUGGUAAAUUACAAUUGAAUAAAACUUCUUCAAAUCAAUUCCAAGGUUUAAAUUUAUCAAUUCCACAUUAUCAUGAUAAUAAUAAUAAAAAUAAUAAUAAUAAUUAUAAUGAUCAAAAUAAAGAACAAAGAGAUAAAAUUGAACUAUUAAUAAAAAAAGGAAUAAACAUUGUAAUAAGUGAUACGGAAAUAUCACCAUGGAUUGAAUUAAUUUUUAAAGAAAAUAAUAUAUUAUACUUUAAUAUUCCAGAUAGUAGAGAAUUGGAAAUUAUAUCACAUUGUAUUAAUUGUUCAUUAAUUUAUGAUCUUUCGUCAUUGUCAUUAUUAGAAGAUGAAAAAGAAAAACAAUCAUCAAUGAUAUCAAAACCAAAUUCAAUUGAAAUUUUACCAAUUGGCGAUAAAUUCUUUUUAAAAAUUUCAUUAAAUGGUGAUGAUGAUGAUGAUGAUGAUGAUAAUAAUAAUAAUAAUAAUAAACAAUUAUUAUCAUCAAAUGGAGCUACAAUGUUAUUAAGAUCACCAACUGAUACAAUGUUACAAGAAUGUAUUAGAUCAUUUAAAGAUAUGUUAAACAUUUUAUCAGCAACAGUUAGAAAUCCAUAUUUAAUUGGUGGUGGUGGUUGUACCUAUAUUGAAUUAUCAAAAAGAUUAAGAAAUAAAGCAAAUGAGUUUAUAACUGAUGAAAAAUUAUUAAUUUCAAUUAAUUGUUUUGCUGAUUCCUUGGAAAUGAUACCAAUGAUUUUAAUUCAAAAUGCAGGAUAUGAUAGUUUAGAUUUAUUAGGUAAAUUGAAAUUAGUUCAUAAAUCAACAUCAACCACAAAUACAACUACAAAUCCUUUAAAUAAUAUUUGGAAAGGUGUAAAUUUAAAUGAUGGUACUAUAGUGGAUAUGAUAUCAGAUUUAAAUGUAAAAGAACCAUCUUUCCUUCUUUCAAAUAUUUUAACUUUAUCAAGUAGAGCUGCUCAAAUGAUUUUAAGAAUAAAUAAUAAUAUUUUCAUUGAACCAAGAUCACAAUUUAAAAUUCCAAAUCAAUUAUAA